AUGGCCGACCUUGAGCCCGAAGACGACCGCUCCGUCGAACUGUCUUCCAUCGCCGCCAUUUAUCCGGAGAUCAGACUCGAGCCCGACACUCCAUUUAAAGCCGCGCUAGACCUCCCUGUUGCUCUUCCGUCGCCUACUCAUAUCAACUUCCAACAAACUCUCGAUGUUGGGCUACCUGCUGCAGUUGCGUUGACACCUCCCACCUCUGUGGAUGGAUCCAAGGCCGAUCUCGGCCCACCUGCCGCCAGAGAUGUUCAUGUAGUAUCGCAUCUGCCCCCUCUCAGUCUAGUGAUCGAAUUACCAGGUGGAUAUCCAUCCGAGAAGCCCCCAGUUGUUAAUCUGAGCAUCACUCCGCCGUGGCUGCCAGCUCCUGUUCUCGUAAAACUCUCAGAUGAUUGUCGACGACUGUGGGAGGAAUGCGGGAAGGAUAUGGUUGUGUACACAUACAUCGACCAUCUUCAACAACUCGCCGAAUCUGCAUUCGGGAUUCAGGACACUUCGGACGGAGAGCUAUGUCUGUCACGAGAUCUGAAAGUCGCCUUGCUGGACUUCAAUAGCAAGGCAGAGCGGGAGAAGUUCGAACACGAGACUUUUGAGUGCGGUGUGUGCCUGGAGCCGAAGAAAGGCGUCAACUGCUACCGUCUACUACGAUGUUCCCAUGUCUUUUGUAUUCCCUGUCUGCAAGACUUCUACAACACUUGCAUUGCUGAGGGCGACGUCAUGAGCGUCAAGUGUCUUGCCCCGGACUGCGAAAAUGAUCAGAGCCCAAAGCGUGCCCCUGGUGCUGAUACUGAUACACCGCGCCGCAAGAAACGUGAUCGAACCCUGGGACCCAGCGAGCUUCUGCAAAUUCCCUUGGAGCCGGAGACAGUACAGAGAUAUGUCUUUCUCAAACGCAAGAAGAAGAUCGAGUCCGAUAAGACCACAGUUUACUGUCCACGAGAAUGGUGCCAAGGUGCAGCCCGAUCAAAACGACACCCGAAACCUACGGACCCAAUGGGAAUGACCGAUGACGCUGAUACCUCUGACGAUGAAGAGGUCAUUGCAUUUGAUCCUCUUGGUGAGGAGGGCCAACUACCACCUAUGGCUGAACGGGUAGCCAUCUGCGAAGACUGCAACUACGCUUUCUGCUGCGUCUGCAAGAAGGGCUGGCACGGCGAGCUUGUUUACUGCUCCCCCCGGCGCCAAGCCGAGCAGACAGCAGAAGAGAAAGCAACCGAGGCAUAUCUGCAGCAAUAUACGUCCCCUUGCCCGACUUGCAAUGUCCGCUGCCAGAAGCGUAUGGGCUGCAACCACAUGCGCUGCACCAAAUGUGAAACCCACUUUUGCUACCUCUGCUCUUCGUGGCUUUCUGCAGAUAACCCAUACCAACACUUCAAUAACGGCAGCAGCAAGUGCUACAACCGCCUCUGGGAUAUGGAAGGCGGUGACGGUAUCGAGCCUGAAGGUGCAGAAGCCUUGCACAGGAUCCCGGAAGCUUUACUGGUUUUCGACGACGAGGAAAUUCCAGACGCAGAAAGCGACGGUGACAGCGACGACAAUAUUGACGGCAAUAUUGAGUGGGAUCUCCAAUUCAGCGAAGAUGAAGAAGACCACCCAUUCAACCACCCUCCUCCACCCGCACCAGUUCCACCCCGUGUCCCCGACGCAGCACGAGGCGGCGGCGCAAACAACCCCGGCCGGGACGCUGCCGCUCGCGCAGCAGCAGCAGAACGCCAGGCCCAAGCACGCGCCAUGGCGGAAGUCCGCAACCGAGAGGCACCAGAUGCCGCGCGAGACCGACAUGCCGCAUUACAGCGGUUCUUGUAUAUGGCCCAGAAUGACAUGGAAGAUGAAUGGGACAGCGACGAGUUGGAUGAUGACUUUUAG
This is a messenger RNA of Penicillium atrosanguineum, 1869 nucleotides long. Its product is annotated as RBR-type E3 ubiquitin transferase. The transcript has a single exon. The record is from RefSeq and is a predicted model, not a curated record. NCBI's taxonomy places the organism in Eukaryota, Fungi, Ascomycota, Eurotiomycetes, Eurotiales, Aspergillaceae. Bases 1 to 1869 code for a protein of 622 amino acids. Gene Ontology annotation, biological process: ubiquitin-dependent protein catabolic process; positive regulation of proteasomal ubiquitin-dependent protein catabolic process; protein polyubiquitination. Gene Ontology annotation, molecular function: ubiquitin conjugating enzyme binding; zinc ion binding; ubiquitin protein ligase activity. Gene Ontology annotation, cellular component: cytoplasm; ubiquitin ligase complex.